AUGAGUUUUCGGUCCAAGCUACAAUUAGAACUGCUGGCCGAACACGUGCGUAGUGUCCGAAGUCGAAAACGUAUCACGACUGUAAACGCUUCGGCAGCGAACUUGGGCACGCUACUCCUGAUCGCAAACCUCACAAUUGGCUGUAACGUGUUUCCGACCGAAAACACUUCGAAAAAACAUGUUGAAUGCGAAAAUUGCUGCCAGAUUUCGCUGUUUACGACCAAAAACCUGAUUUUUCACCUUUUUAGCUCCAAAACUCGAUCAAAAACUCAUUUUUAUGAAAAACACGAAGAACAAACCCCCAAUAGUUUUUCAAAAAAUAUCAAAAAACGUAAAAUCUUUCAAGAAAAAUGCAAAAACGCUCCAGAUCUUGCCAAAGAGAUUGAUACAAUCCAAGCUCUGAUACCAACUUCGGAGGAGGAGCCGCCUGAGAAACAUUCCACAAAGCGAACUUCGCCUGCUGCACCUCCCAUUCCUUCAAUUCCAGCAUCAAUGGCCGACUUCACUUCAGGAACUGAAAUCGAUAUCACGAAGCACCAACACAGUUCAAGUCGAAAGGUUCUUAUUGGGCUCAUCACAGUUUUGUCUGUGAUGGCAAUCAUCAUAGUGUCUCUUAUGUGUUUGUGGAUAUGCCACAGAAAGAAUAUACACAAAUCACGCAAAAUCGGUACCACAAAAUUAGAUUCGUUGAGAGGGCUUCCAUUGAGUUCAUUCGUUAGCAGAACUAACAGUGUUUUCAAAACCAAAAUCGAAAAGGGAUCGGUGGUUGUUAUGGAUUAUAACGUGUUAGAAUCAGCAACAAAUAACUUCGGUGAAAGCGAGAUAUUAGGUGUAGGUGGAUUUGGAUGCGUGUAUAAUGCUCGACUCGAUGAUAAUUUGCAUGUAGCAGUUAAAAGAUUAGAUGGUAUUAGUCAAGACGCCAUUAAAGAAUUCCAGGAAUCAGAAUUGAUUUUCGAUUUGAAUUGUCAAACCAUAGAAAGUCAAAACUGGGACCGCCAUCUUAAUCAGAUUCAUGCUAAGGGUAUUUUGGGUAAGAUUCCUGGUACGUCCCCUGUUCAUGAAACAUCUCAUGUUACGAUUCUUAUUCCUAUGAAGAUUUUGAAGCAUUCUGGUAGUGGUAAUGAUAAAGUAAUGAAUGAGGGUUCAAUGAUGAUGUGA
Molecule: messenger RNA, 1158 nt
Organism: Lactuca saligna
Lineage: Eukaryota; Viridiplantae; Streptophyta; Magnoliopsida; Asterales; Asteraceae
Source: the annotation of a GenBank genome assembly